CCAAUCCUCGGUCUCUCCUCCUCCUCCUCUUCAUUGCCGUCCUCCUCCUCCCUCCAUCAGCUGUCCUUGGUGCUGCUGCCUCAGAUGGAGGCUGCAGUAUUCUGCUGAGUAGAGGUGAGCCAGCAUUCACCCGCUCUGCCUGCAGCCGUCAGCAGCCUGAGAGUCCCUGAAGAGGAAACUACAGCUCCCACAAUCCUCUGCUGCUGCUCACACUGCUGCUCUGCUGGUGUGAAGCCUCGUGGAACUCUGGGUGUCGCAGUCCUCACCGACUGGCUGCUGCUGGAGGCAGAGGGAGGAGAGGGUGACGUGCCAUGACAACAGUCAGAGGGAGACGCUCAGAGGGAUUCUGGUGAACCAUGUCUGCCAGUCUGGACGACGCCGACAGCGUGUUCGACCUGAACGAAGCUAUCCCAGAGACCGAGCUGCUGGACAACAGUAUCCAGAAAGGCCGAGCACAGCUGUCCGUCAAAACACGCAGGCACCGCCCCUCCAGGUCCCGUUACCGUGACAGCGUGAGCUCCACGGAGGGUGAUGAUGGUCUGGACAGGAAGGACAGUCCAUUACAGUCCACCCGUUCACCUCUCCACCUGGCCAUGCGUGGCUCCUCACCCUCACCUGAUUUGCUGCUGUCCUCUCGAAGCCCCGCCUUCUCCUUUGACACAUCACUGGGGCGGCACUCUCCAGAGGACGAAGACUCGUCAUUGGCUGCUCCGCCACGGGGGCGGUACCAUCAGCUGACCAAUGCAACGUCACAAGAGGCUCUGGUGACCCCCAGCAGCUCACCAUCUAAAUCCUGCCCCUCCUCCGACUGCUCACCUGCCUAUAUGAGGAGGAACAGGAGGCCCGACAGUGAAGUGCUGGUCUCUGAUACGAGUCGAGACUCCAGUCCAGCUAAACCCGGCGGUCCGACCGUCGUCUUGGACAAGAAGACAAAGAGACGCUUUCUGGACCUGGGGGUGACACUUAGACGUUCCUACAUCCGGGUGAGGAAAGAUAAAUCCAACAGGCUCUCUGUGGGCAGCAGAGAGCCGUCUGAGAGUCCGUCUCGGACGUCCGGAUCCUUCGUCUCCUUCUCCUGGUUCACUGAAGGACGGGGGUCGCUGUCCUCCUCCGGGACUCCCCCCCGUUCCCCCCAAAUCCCCCCACUGAGCUGCCAGAGACCCAGCAAAUCCCAUUCCCAGGAGUCGGCUCUCAGCGAGGAGUUUUCGCCUCCUCACACCUCCUCCUCCACCUCCCCUCCUGGUGAAUCCUCCUCCAGAUCCUCCCAUCCAUACCACACCCUGUCCCAGUCCUCCGACGAGCCCUGUGACGAGCCGUCCUCGGCGAUGUCCUCCUGGACCACCCAGCAGGUCUGUCAGUGGCUCAGAGGACUCAACAUGGAGCAGUACGUCCCAGAAUUCAGUGCUAAGGACAUCGAUGGAGAGCAGCUGCUGCAAAUGGACGGCAGCAAGCUGAAGGGUCUGGGCAUGCUCAGUUCUUCUGAUCGCAGCGCGCUGAAACGUCGCAUUAGAGACGUCCAAACUGCAGCGGAGAAGGAGAGGAAAGCUCUGGAAAAGCUGGAGAAACAGAAAGAGAAGCAGCGAAGGAAAGACCAGGAGCAGCGCAGGAGCUAAAUCCCACCACCAGGGGGAGGCAGAGGACCAGGACAGCAGGGAGGGCUCAGCACUAUAAACUAUCCUUCAUUCAUAUGUCCAGCCUGGAAAAUUCCUGGAUGUAAACAGUUAAAUGAGACGAGAAGACGAAGACUUGAAAAGUUAUUAAAGAUUGGAAACGUCUUAGGCUGCAUCUUUAUUUAUAGUUGAUGACUAUGGAGGCCUUGAAGGGACAAAUUUGGAACAUGAUGUUUCUGUUUCAUCAUCAUUCAGCAAACGAGUUGAACAUAAAUAUUAAAAGUUGCUUCUUUAAUUUGAUGUGAAGUCAGUGUGAAAACAGGAAAUCCCAACCACAGGUCUGACCCGUGAUGGUGUGUGUUACCUGUGUGGGACACUGGUGGUGGUCCUGCAGCAUCCUCUGCAUGUCUGGCUGGAAGAAUCUGUACAAAUGAGGAGGAUGAAGGGGGUUUUGGUCGAUUGGGUUCACCUACAUGCCCAGAAUCAGCUUCUCUCACCGAGUUAAUGUCAAAUUAUGAUUCUUUUUACAGCACAAGUAAUAACUUUGUUGUUUAAGUGUUAAAGAUGAACUGCGUCACUUUCUGACCUCAAAACUCUGCGUUUUGGACUCGACGUCUGUUCUCUCUCUGUCCAGCAGCGUCUCGAGGUGAGAAACCACUUGGCUAUGUUUUAUUUCCAGCUGGUCCGGAUGCAGUUACUCUGGACAACCAGGAACAUAAAUGCAGAAACUCUGACACCUCUAGAGUAAAAACGUCCAGCAGAGGUCUCUCUCCACUACGACACGGG
Melanotaenia boesemani (Boeseman's rainbowfish) is the source of this 2396-nucleotide messenger RNA. Its product is annotated as sterile alpha motif domain-containing protein 14-like. The coding region runs from base 357 to 1613 and encodes 418 amino acids. Gene Ontology annotation, cellular component: actin cytoskeleton; postsynaptic density; cytoplasm. Gene Ontology annotation, biological process: actin filament organization; neuron projection development; calcium-mediated signaling. The transcript has 12 exons. Gene Ontology annotation, molecular function: actin filament binding. NCBI's taxonomy places the organism in Eukaryota, Metazoa, Chordata, Actinopteri, Atheriniformes, Melanotaeniidae. The record is from RefSeq and is a predicted model, not a curated record.